Triplophysa dalaica is the source of this 3824-nucleotide messenger RNA. RefSeq names its product PILR alpha associated neural protein (gene pianp). The record is from RefSeq and is a predicted model, not a curated record. Lineage: Eukaryota; Metazoa; Chordata; Actinopteri; Cypriniformes; Nemacheilidae. The transcript is spliced from 5 exons. Gene Ontology annotation, biological process: regulation of immune response. Gene Ontology annotation, cellular component: membrane. Bases 161 to 730 code for a protein of 189 amino acids.
CUGCACUCUGUUUCUCGCUCGCACAAUUUCUACAUGUCUCUGUCGCUACGGCAACCAAUGCUUUUCCCCACUUCCAGGCUUUCUCCCUCUCUCCCACUCCCAUCUUCAGGGGCUUGAGAGAUGAUUGGAACGGCAAAGUCUCAGUGAAAAACCAGAAGCGAUGGAGCGAUGCUCCAUCUCUCCCCACAUUGGAUUCAUUCCCCUUUGGAGCUUCCUGCUGGUCACUGUCAUUUUUUGCACUGCCACCGGUGACACGAAUGACAGGAAGUUGGAGGAGCUUGGAGAGAUGCAGAUGCCCGUUACGGCGCAGGCCACCACCACUCAGCUCUGGGCGGUGGUCUGGGGUCCCACGCAACCGCCGGAGGAUGAAACGCAUCACUUCCUGUCCAGCCUGGAGACAGAGAGCCGGAAGAUGACCACGUCCGAGGACUUGUCACAUCAUCGGGGCCAGCCUGCCAAUCAGACCCAACAGCCAACGACAGGAGAGGAGGAGAGAAAAGAUACAGAGGAGCAGGAGACUCAAGAAGUGGACCCACAGUUUUACGUGACUGUGACGAUUUCAUCUCUGCUGAUCCUCUCCGCUGUCAUCAUCUCUGCUAAACUCUGUUACGACCGGAGCCUCUCUCAUCGUCCUCCUCCUCUCUCUCUCUCCAUCCCUCGCGCCAUAGCUCAGGAGGACAGCAGGCAGACACUGCACAGCACUCCAUCCUUCCCUGACAGAGAGAGGUAGUGUGUGUAUGUCUGUAAGACUGUGAGACAGAGAAGUACUUGUGUGUUGUCCUGGUAAACCCUACGGUGAUAGUACAGAGAUACCAGUGAUGUUUGACCUUGUGAGAACAACUUUUGGUCCUUAUGAGGACAAUAGAGUUUACAAUUAAAUGAUGUUGAAAAUGUCAAAUUGAAAAAGAGAAGUUUUCUGUAAUGUUUAGUUUAUAUGUAGGUUGAGGGGAUAGAAUAGACAGUUUGUACAGUACAGAAAUCAUUACAUCUAUGGAAAGUGCCCAUAAACCACGGAAACUCAAGAUGUGUGAUGUGUUUGGGCUGUGCAAUUAAUCAUAUUUCAGUGAUUACAGAAACAAAAUAAUCAAAUGUGAAACAAUUAUUGUGCUGCAUUCAGUUUUGCAAGAAUCCACAGCGGUGUAGCUUUUUUACAAAAAAAAAUUGCCUCAUUUUUUUAUUGAAUUCAAUUAAUUAAUUAAUUAAUAAAUAAUUUAGGUUGUUUUUAAUGUUUUUAAGUCACUAGGUUCAUGUUAAGUAAUGGUGAACUAAAUAUUGGCCUAAAUAACCGUGAUUAUGAUAUUUGUCACGAGUGAGCAGCCUUAUUGUGUGUGUGUGAGAGAGAGAGAGAACUAAGGAAACACUGUAUGUAUUAGUUAAAGAAAAAACUAAUAUUGAAAUAUUGAUUUUGAUCACGAUUUUAACAUUUUUCAUAAAUUAAAAGGGAAAGAGCAUGUUAUAAUCACUUUUGCUUUUUGCAGUUCCCCUAAAUAUUGUGUUGAGAAUGGUUUGACCGAUCUAAUUAGUACUUUCUUAUUGAUUAUAGAUACUACAUUUCCCUAAUGUGUACUUCUGCAGAUAUGUAUAUGCAUGCGUGCUGUGAACCUAAACUAAUUCUGCAUCAAAAAUGUUCAAUAGGAAAUCCUACCACAUUUACAUUUAUGCACUUGGCUGACUCUGUUAUCCAAAGCGACUUACAGUGCAUGCAGGCUUUGCAUUUGAUCACGAAGGCUCAUUUGCAUUUGCAUUUGAUACAAAAAAGCUCAAAUGGUAGUGAUAGAAAAAAAGCUGACUGAAUGACAUUGUAUAAUUUACACAUUGGGAUUUCUUAAAACCCAUUUGUUCAGAAGAAAAUAUGCAGCCUUUUAUUAUGAGUUCGUAACUGCACAUUUAUUCUACAGAAACAUGAUUACAGUAGUUCUACAUGAAUUAUAAUGUGAACUAAAUUGACUGAUCAUAUUUAAAAUAAAGAGAAACUGUUGUAAAAAUAAUCACACAACUUGUGUGAAUAUUUCAACAUGAGAAAGAAAGCAAACGAGAGCAUGCCAUCCAUGAAAUCAUUCCUCUUCCACCCGCUCUGUGAAUUUCAGUUAAUCUCACACUCGAUAAUAGACUGAAAGUCAUGUUAAUUUAAUCUGCCGUCUCUUUCUUCAUCUCUUUACCCCGUGCUGCAGGAUACCAGUGGUCAAUCUUUGAAGAGCCGACUGUUCCGAGCACGAUAAUCAUUUCCUGCGGGUAUAUCACAGACUUUGGUGUGAACACUUCUGAAUGUACAUACGAUGUAUAUACACGCAUAUGGAUUUCCUGAACUCUUUGGAUGCUCUGAUGAAGACAUUGGGUUCAUAACUGAAAACUACGAGAGACUUUGUGUUCCGACGUUUGCUGGUGUUCUUCUUUCUUCCACUGCUGUUUGUAUAGUAUUACAUUACUGAGCUUUCGAUGAGCCAUUUACAAGGGCUUGGGGAACGCUACUCAACCAUGAACACGAUCAUUAACUUCUUAUCUUCAAGUAAGCUGUGAUGUAUUUGGUCAUUAAUUUAGUAUCCAGUGUGACAUGCUCGCGGUAGCCUUUCUCAUGCAUACAAGGGCCCAAAGGUCACAUUCAUUCGCCUAGCUCUGCCUUUAUCGCACUGUGUGUAUCAUUUCUUUCGACCAAGCGCCUGCCGUUAUUUUGACGAGUUAAAUAUAGUUCACAUGCUCUGUUUUGUUUAAUACGGCUUUGCGUCACUUGGCAACAACGGACGGCUAUGACGUCAACCGAUAGAGAUCUCUAGAAGGACCUCUGCUGUGUUAACUUAUAAUUUACACUGAUGAUCAGUGGUUUUUGUAAUUAUGGUUCAACAUCUGUCGAGGUGUUCGUGAAACCUACGUAAUUCUAUUUAAAGUGUGUUAUGCUUAUCAAUGUUAGUCUUCGACAUUCUGGCCAUGUAUCUCUGCCUGGUUGCAUAGAAACACAACCUUGAUGGAGCAUUAACAAAAAAGACUUGGAGGAGAAUGGUUUGAAGAGGUAUUGGCAGUUUUAUAACAAUAAACAUUAUACAGCAUCUAAAUGUUAGUCUUCGACAUUGUGGCCAUAUAUCUCUGCCUGGUUGCGUAGAAACACAACCUUGAUGGAGCAUUAACAAAAGAGACUUGGAGGAAAAUGGGUUGAAGAGAUAUUAGCAGUUCUAUAAUCAUAAAUAUUAUACAGCAUUUAGGAAAAUUGCCGAUGUGAUUGAUGCCACUAUCAGGGAUUUUUGGAAGUUUUAUGCUGUUUAUGGAGAGCACACUCAACUGAACAUUUGUAUUGAGAUGAAAAGAAAGAUUGCAGUUCAGAUGAUAUAAAGCUGCAACUAAACCACCCCCAACUUAAGACAGCACCGCUUUGUUUCGAAUAUUGCUACCUAGUCGAGCAGCAUGAAUCGCUUUUUGCAUUUGUCAUUUAUUUUGGUUUUUCGCUGGGUAGAAGCCUUUAAGGAUUCAAUUUUCUUUAAUGAAACUCUGCUUUAGGCUACAUUUUUUUUUCACAGAACUCGCCCCCCUUUGUACUUGAAAGGAAGUGAAAAAUCUAAAGAACAACAAAUAUUCCUUCACCUGGGCUGUUGGAAUUAUCACAACAUCGGAUGUGCCAUUGAAGUUUCUAGAAAUAGAAGAUUAAAGUGUCUCUUUUUUAAAAUCAUGCACAAGAAGCUACAUCAUGUGAAAGAUGUAUAGAAAAGUUUUACAUCCUCCAUGUAGCACUGCCUUAAAUGUGAUUUGAUGUACUAUGGAAUUAAAAAAGCCAUCUCUGGUGUUUCAAAACAAUGAAUGUGUGUCUGUGUUAAUAAAAAACAGUAUAGGCAUAUUUA